This is a messenger RNA of Morone saxatilis (striped sea-bass), 3011 nucleotides long. RefSeq names its product nucleoporin 133 (gene nup133). Gene Ontology annotation, biological process: poly(A)+ mRNA export from nucleus; protein import into nucleus; transcription-dependent tethering of RNA polymerase II gene DNA at nuclear periphery. Gene Ontology annotation, molecular function: structural constituent of nuclear pore; protein binding. NCBI's taxonomy places the organism in Eukaryota, Metazoa, Chordata, Actinopteri, Moronidae. Gene Ontology annotation, cellular component: nuclear pore outer ring. The record is from RefSeq and is a predicted model, not a curated record.
UGGGAGAUCUGUGCAACUUUGUUGUCGCUGUCAGAGGAGGAAGCUUCGUCCUGUCCUCAGUGAAGAGUCGGCUGUUGAGAGCGAGUGCAGAUUCUUCGGGGAAGCUUCAGUACCGAGCUCUGCAGCAGGGUCAGGGGAUGCUCUCCGGCAUCGGACGCCGUGUCUCCAGCCUGUUCGGCAUCCUCUCGCCGCCAGCCAACGACACACUCCACAGCGUGCUGUGGGUAGGCGGAGCCAGCUGCCUGUACACGCUGACCAGCUCCAGUCUGAGUAAAUGGGAGGUGGACGACAGCUACGAGCACCAGAUCCUCAGCUGGGACGCCCAGAGAGCGCUGACGGAGAGCAUCGCAGACGCCAUCUGGGGUUCGGAGAGCAACUACGAGGAGAUGAAGGAGGGAGUGAAUGUGACGUACCUGGAUAUGAAGCUCAGCCAAGCCGGCCUGGUGGUUCUGGCUGCAGCCUGGCACCCGUCAGACACUCCCUGUCUGGCUUACUUCUGCCUCGUCACCCUGCAGGACGACGGAGCCGCAAUCUCCGAGCAGUUUACUGUGGAAGUCACCAAGUACAACCCUCCGUUCCUCAGCGAGGAGGCCCUACAGGCCACUCGGCUGGUGCUCCCGCGCUCCCCCGGCUCCACCGCCUUCCUGUAUAAUGAGGAGCUGGUGUUUGCGUGUUCGACGGGAACCAGCAGGGGAGGACUACCUGAUGAGAAAAUCAGCUUUAACUCACCUGGUGAUGGAGUACGUGGCGGAGGCUGCUGUGCCAACCUGCCGGUGUUUUUCUCCCAGAACAGCGGCCUGUUGGCGGUGGUGGGCCGGGAAAGCGCCUCCAUCCUGCCGGAGACCAUGGAGGACUCGCUGUGCUCCUCUCUGCUGGCUGCAGGUCCAGAGGUUUCGGCCAUGGAGACUCCAACCCGAGCAGAGCCUGUAGCUCAGGAGGACAAAACCAAACUCUUGAAGGCGGCUUUCCUGCAGUUCUGUCGUAAUGAUCUGGUGGGAGCUCAGACGGUCACUGACGAGCUCUUCCCCGCUGACGGUGACGGGGAGGAGGUAGCCGAGCUGGACGGCAUGGUGACCCGAAUCAACCUGGAUCUGGUGGACGAUUACCCGGCUUCAGACCCUCGGUGGGCCGAGUCUGUCCCCGACGAGAGCGCCGGAUUUCCUCUCACCUCCCUCAUCAUCCUCCACCAGCUGGAGGACAAGAUGAAGGCCCACGGCUGCUUCAUGGACUUCCUGCUGCAGGUGGGUCUGUUGGACCGGCUCGGCCAGGUGACUGUGCGCUCGUCUCCCAUGGCAACACGCCUGCUGCUGUGCGAGCACGCCGAGAAGCUUCAGGCGGCCAUGGUGCUGAAGAACCAACACACCAAACACCCCGAGCUGGUCAACCGCGCCAUCGGCAUCGCUCUGCAGAGGAACAACACCGCCGUGCCGCCCAGCCUCACCGCCGCCGACGUCUUCUUCAGAGAGGUGUCUCAGAUCUCCUCGGUGUUCGAUUGUCUGCUGGAGGAGGAGGAGCGCAGUCUGAAGGAGAACCCGGGGGAGUCGGUGCAGUGGGCCCAAGUGGUUCUCACCGUCAACAACAUCAUCAAGGACAUUCUUCAGGCUGCCGGUCAGUACAGGGAGACCAAAGCCUCGAUGUACAGAGCUUCUGAAAACGCUGCUUCAGAGCCGGAGUACAUCCCAUGGACAGCGUCAGGAGGUGUUGGCGGCGUUCGAACCGUCAUCUCCCGCCAGCACGAGAUCAUCUUGCGCACGGUGUACCCGCAUGCCGACUCAGAGCUGCGCAGCAACCUUUGUGAGCAGCUGGUGGCGUUGUUGGACAUCUACUUGAGCGGCUACGUGGCCCAGCUGACGUCCCUGCAGCAGCAGAGGCCCCCGGGGGCCCAACAGGAGCGCUACAACAGCCUGGAGAUGGAGUACAGCCAGCGGCGCUCCGAGCUGCUGGCCCCGCUCUUGGAUCUGGGUCAGUACCAGUGGGUGGCUGCGCUGGCUGAGAAGUACUGUGACUUUGACAUCCUGGUUCAGAUGUGCGAGCAGACCGACAACCAGAGCCGCCUGCAGCACUACAUGACCAAGUUUGCAGACCAGAACUUUGCUGACUUCCUGUUUCGCUGGUACAUGGAGAAGGGCAAGAGGGGGAAGCUGCUGUCUCAGCCGGCCGCUCAGCACCAGCAGCUGGCCAGUUUCCUGCAGUCGCACCAGCACCUGAGCUGGCUGCACCACAUCCACGUCCACGACUAUUGCAGUGCUCACAGGACGCUCUACAAUCAGGCCAACAUGGAGACGCGUUACUUUGUGAAGAAGAAGACGCUGCUGGCUCUCAGUAAGCUCACCGUGCUGGCCUCCAACCUGCCGGAGGACGAGCUCAACAAAAAAGUCAACGACAUCGUGGAGCAGGAGCGCUUCCUGCUUCAUCAGGAGACUUUGCCUCGACAGCUGCUGGAGGAGAAGCAGCAGAACCCCGACACCAUGCCUCUGCUCAGCGCUCACAACCUCAUACAGUUGUACAUCUGCGACGACAACAGACGAGCCAACGAGUACGACUUCAAAAAGGCUCUGGAUCUGCUGGAGUACAUCGACGAGGAGGACGCUGUGGACAUCGACUCGCUGAAAUGUGAGAUCUUCGGCAAAGCGCUCAGGAGAGACGACUGGUCGUCUGCCGACGGGGCUGACGACCCUUUGGACGCCGCCAAGGACAGCACCUUCGUCAAGAUCCUCCUCAAACUCAUACAGGAAGGAGUUCCCUUGCAGACGUAUCUGCCCGACGUCAAAGAGCUGCUGGAUCUGGACGAGUUGAGCAGUUUGAAGUCAAAACCUUAUUUUGAGUUUGUCCUUCGAGCCAAUUACGAGCAUUACCUUCAAGCCCAGAUGUGACGACCACUCCUCCUCCUCCUCCUCUUCCUCAUUAAACACCUGCUGCACUUCAGCUUUCCUCUGUAGCCCAAUGAGUUUGAAUUGAAGAUUUGUUUGAAUUGUGCUCUUUUCUAAAUAAAUGUGUUAUUUCUGUACUGA